Molecule: messenger RNA, 3756 nt
Organism: Varanus komodoensis (Komodo dragon)
Lineage: Eukaryota; Metazoa; Chordata; Lepidosauria; Squamata; Varanidae
Gene: FITM2
Product: fat storage inducing transmembrane protein 2
Exons: 2
Coding region: 83-865 (260 amino acids)
Biological process (GO): phospholipid biosynthetic process; lipid droplet organization; lipid storage
Cellular component (GO): endoplasmic reticulum membrane
Source: RefSeq, a predicted model, not a curated record
CGGCCGGGAAUUCGCUGGCCGGCUGUCCCCGCUUCUGGACGCUCGGCCGGCGCGCGCUUGGUGCGCUGUCAACGUCCCCGGGAUGGCAAGCAUCGAUCGGAGCGUGCGCUUCUUGCUGCCCUACCUGGUGCGCAGCUCGGUGCGGCAGACGAUGCCUUGGGGGCUGCUGGGCCUCACGCUGGGUGGAUCCCUCGUCAAGGAGUUCGCGCCGCUUCCUGACUCUUACUUGAAUAACAAGCGCAACCUGCUGAACAUUUGUUUUGUGAAAUUUGCUUGGGCCUGGACGUUUAUUCUACUACUGCCUUUCAUCAGCAUCACCAACUACCUUGUCACCCGGAAUAUUCUAGUGGUGUUUCAACGCCUCACUACUCUGAUGGUUGGAACUGCUGUUUGGUAUGCAUGUACAUGUGUGUUUCUGUACAUUGAGGACCUCACAGGCACCUGCUACAAAUCACCAGCCUUGGAUAUACAGCUGCUGGAACAUCUCAACAAGCUACAGUGCCAAAAAGCUGGACACUUCUGGCAUGGCUUUGACAUCUCAGGGCAUUCCUUCCUCCUUUCGUACUGUGCUCUAAUGAUUGUGGAGGAGAUGGCUGUGAUGCACAGUGUAACAACCUCUCAGGGAUCCAGACUGCACAGAGCAGUCAGCAUUUUAUUUCUCGCACUGAGUUGCUUGACCCUGAUCUGGCUGUUGAUGUUUCUUACCACUGCCAUAUAUUUCCAUGACUUCUUCCAAAAAUUCUUUGGCACUUUGGUGGGCCUGUUUGCUUGGUAUGGAACAUACAGGUUCUGGUACCUGAAGCCUGUUUCUCCUGGACUUCCUCCCCAAAGAACUAGUUUCCAAAAGUCUAAUCAUAGCUUAUAAAAAGAAUAUAUGGAUCAGAAUAUUCCUUAUUCGAUAAAUUAGGAAUAUUAUUUAUUGGGUAAUUAAUUUUAAGAACACUAAAUAUUUACAAGCAUAUUUAAAGUGAAGGGCAAAGGAACUUUUUCUUGGAGAGUGGCAUUCUGACCAGAGUUUAUCAAGCUCCAUAUCAGAGGGUGCUGCUGCUAGAAUCAUACUAAUUCCAAGGUGAGGGGUUUCCAUUUUGGCUAACUGAAUGAAAAUUCUGAUGACUGCAUGAGCAGUCAAAUCUAAAUUCUAGUAACUUGAGUGGAAAAUCCUUAAUGUCAGCUCCAGUCUCAUUCUCUAUAAAAUAAGCUAAUUUCAUACAAACACCCCCCCCCCAAAUGGGGAAAAGGGUACUUGGUACAAAAAUGUAGUGUCCUAAAAGAGGGAGAACCAUUGUUGGUUUAGGUAGAUGCACUCAUCAAGAGAAUUCUCUAGCAAACCAUUCAGGUAAUGCAUCAACAUUUUAUAUCAUGUUAUCUCUCUGCUUCACUAAAAUGUCAGGGAUGGAGCUUGGUGUACAUUGAAGUUUCCUGUUAGGUAAUUACCUGAGCUAAUAUGUUUGGGUAAAGGAGGGCUACCUGGUAAAUUGAUAGUAGUGCCAGGUGUGGAUUAACAGCAGAGAAAUGUGGACAUGAAACACUCUUCAUUUGUGGAUAAACUGCAUUUUAGCUUAUUAGAUAUUUUCAGUCUCCAUAGUUCUUACCAAUUGACGCAUCAUAGUCUUGCAAAAUGUUUUUCCAAAGCAUUUUCAUCCAACUCUGUGCUAGAAUUUUAUUUCUGCAUAUGAUUAGAAUCAUUGAUAUAUUUUGCCAUUUCUUAUCUGUGUGAAUAACACCCCCUGAUAAUUGUGACAUACUUGAUACUGACAAGCAGAGACUUGUGUUGGUUACAUAACUGCAGUGUUUGUUGCCUUCAUCUUUUAAUUAAAUACCAUAGCUGGCUUCAGCAGAAAGACCCUUGCUUCUUUAUAAAUUGAUCCCUGAACACAGCAUUCAGCUCUGGAAACAAUCCAAUUAAAUUUGACUGAGUGAAGAGUAGGGUGCUUGUCUUUCCCUCCACCAUGACACUAACUUGAACACAUGUAAUUUUAAUGUAAUUUUAUUAUGCAGUCUGCUCUGCACUGUGACUUGGCUGGCUGCAGCAAACAAGAAAGAUUUUUUUAAAAAAAAAUCUAAUAUGUUUUCAAGAUUUUUACUUGAAUGAUGGUGCUGCUUUGUCCGUUGUAUACAGAGGCCUAGCCUACCACACAUGCUAAAAUGUGCUGCGGUUAAACCACAAAGCUUGCAGGCACUAAGCUCUCUGUUCCAGAGUAGUCAUGAAAUUGUUAACCCAGCUUCAGAGAUAUGGGGAUGUGGGAUUGGUCAAAGACUGCCACAUUUGACCCCAGACUGAUGGGAAUAUUUCAACACAUAGUUGGAAUAUUUCAAGUUAAGUCUGUAACCCACAAACCACUUGAGAUAGGUUAUGUAUUUAAUUCUACAAGCAGUUGAGUCCUAAAUGUAUUUGCUUAUACAAAAGUGCCUUCAGAUUUCAUAGCACUCCAACCUAGUUUACAUGGAAGUUACUUACAAAGUGUUUCACUGAUAUGUGUGUGGCACAUUCAUUUAUCUAAUGGAUUUUUUGUGGCCCAAAUCCCUUCAGCAGUUCCCCUAGUCGAACCUCCCAAGUUGCUUUCUAAAUUUCCUGCAACUUAAAAUGUGACUUCCAGGAAAGAAUAUAUAAAUUGUAGUUCUACAUUACAGGUACAUAAAGCACUGGCAGAGUCCAGCCUCAGUAUUUAGGAUUAUGCUUCUUUGUCUGUCUGACUUCUGUGGGAUUAAGAUAUCUUGUGUAAAUAUGCCAAAUAUUAAUCAUUUCUAUAUCAUAGACAAGGAGUGGUUCACACAGUGCUAUAUUCCCUCUAUGAACCAUUCUUAGCCCUGCAUUUAAACUAGGAACAAAGAGCAGCUAGACCACUGACUGUCCAUCUGCCAGCAGCUGGAGGAAAGAGAUGACAUGAAAAAGGGUGGGGAGAACUACAAGGCCAAAUGAGAAUUUCAGAUUUGCAGGAUUGGCCAUCCCAUUCCAAUAAUACAUGUCAGUAGAGAUGGAAGUAGCCUCACCUUGACUUCCCUAAGUUUAUUUAGGGAUCCUUCUAGAAUAAAAAUCAGGGUAGGAAUCAAAUAUGAAUAAACUGAGCUAUAUUUGUACGUGGGGACAAUUUAUGUGACUAGCAGUACAGAGAUCUCUGAGGCUGUAACCCUUGGGCAGCCUAGGUCACUGAAUCUGUGCGAAUUAGUCCCUGAAGUUGCCUCUGCAGCUUGCAGGUAGUAAAAAGAGAAUGAUACCUGUGUCCAAGUAUUGUAUCUUUCAUUUGGCUGGCAUCUUGCACAAUGGUACUUGGUAUAAGUUCUCAUUUAUUUUUGCUUUAUAUUAAUUUUUAAUAUUGUGCCUUGGAUUUUUUUCAAAAAAACCAUGUAGUGACAUCCCUUAUUAUUUAUGUGCAUGUAUUUUAUGAUUGCAUAUAUCGUGUUGUCUACAUAUUCAGUAUUGUAAAACCUGUGGUUAGGAUUACUUCUAUAUGAUGUAUCAGAGCUGAUUGUGAACAAAACACUUUCAUGGUACAUAAAAAGAUUUUUUUUUCUUGUCCUUCAUGUGAUACCAUUAUUUGGUAUUGACUUCAUGUCAGUUGCUUUGUCUUGUUAUCCAUGAUCGAAUAAAUCAACUUCCUCUUCAAUAGGUAUGAAUUCAAGCAUCUAAUAGUCUUGUGCAUUUUUACAAUAUUUGCUGAACUGCUUGUUUCCUGAUCUUAAACAUACAUUUUUAAAAAUUGUAUCCAUUUAUCACAGUAGAAUUUCCUACCAAUUAAAGGAUCAGAUGCAUUUACA